GUGGCAGUAACGAGAAAGGAGAGGGAGAAGGGAGAAAGAAUAGAGUGAGGAUAAAGAAGGAGAACACAAAACCAUAGGGAAUGGAGUAGGGAAGCCAAAGGGAAACCUCAUCAACCUCAAAUAUAUGCUCUCUCAUUCCCAUUGCUCCAAUCGCAGCCGUUGAUUAUCCCAUCUUCAAACCUAGCAAAGCCAUGUCCUCCAACAUCAACGCCCAACCCUGUCCCCACUUGGCCGAGUUCCGCCGCAACUCCACCAAGCCAUUUCUCGCUCUCCACAGCUGCCUCCGGAUCAAGCCUCCCGGUGGUCGUGCCGCCCUCCGUCGCGAUCCCGCCGAGGUCCCUCGCUGUGCCGCCUGCGGCCUCACCGCUCCUUCCCGCCUCUACGCUUGCAUCACCUGUGCCGCCGUCUCCUGUCACUCUGUCGCCUCCGGCGACUCCUCCCAUGCCGCCGCGCACGCCGCAUCAAUGCCGCCCGGUCACCAGAUCGCCGUCGAUGUCGACCGUGCCGAGCUCUUCUGCUGCGCCUGCCGCGACCAGGUUUACGAUCGCGACUUUGACGCCGCCGUCGUGAUCGCGCAGACCGCCGCAUCAACCCUCGGCGGUGGAGGAUCGCCGGCGAUCCCAUCGCCGCAGCCGGAGAAUCUCCGGAAGCGGCGUAGGGUGGAUUACCGGCCUUGGGCGCCGGAUCUGCGCGAACGCGCUCUGAUCGGAAGUCGCUCUAGCCCGAUCGACGGCGCCGGCGCCGAUCCUCUGGAUUUGCCGCGCGGAUUGCGCGGGUUGAACAAUUUAGGUAACACGUGCUUCAUGAACUCGGUGUUGCAAGCGCUUCUUCACACGCCGCCGUUGAGGAAUUACUUCUUGAGUGAUAGACAUAACCGGUAUUUUUGUCAGAAAAGGAACAAUGGUGACGGUGACGGUGGCGGUGCUGGGAAGAGAAGUGGCGGCAACAAUGGGAACAAGAGUGGGCGAAUAUGCUUAGCUUGUGAUAUGGAUGCUAUGUUCUCUUCUGUGUUUUCGGGAGAUCGUUCACCCUAUAGCCCCGCAAGGUUCUUAUACAGUUGGUGGCAGCAUGCUGCGAACCUUGCUAGUUAUGAACAACAGGAUGCACAUGAAUUUUUCAUUUCCAUGCUCGAUGGAAUCCAUGAAAAGGUGGAGAGGGAUCGGCGUAAGCCACAUAGUGAAGGCAAUGGUGACUGUUGUAUUGCUCAUAGGGUGUUCUCCGGUAUCUUGCGAUCCGAUGUUAUGUGUAUGGCAUGUGGUUUCACAUCAACUACUUAUGACCCUUGCAUAGACAUCUCACUGGACUUGGAACCAAAUCAAGGGGGUUCUACCAAGUCGGCCACUGCAACACCCAAUCAUUCUUGCAAUGGUGAGCCUGAUUGCAUGAAUUCAAGCCAAAACUGUGGCAGUGGGACGUCUACCCUGAUGGGAUGCUUGAAGAGAUUUACCAGGGCAGAGAGAUUGGGAUCAGAUCAAAAAUUUUUCUGUCAGCAGUGUCAGGUGAGGCAGGAAACUCUGAAACAGAUGUCCAUAAGGAAGCUUCCCCUUGUUUCUUGCUUCCAUAUAAAAAGAUUUGAGCAUUCUUCAACAAGAAAGAUGUCAAGGAAGGUAGAUCGCUACCUGCAGUUCCCCUUUUCACUGGACAUGUCACCGUAUCUCUCAUCAACAAUCUUAAGGAGUCGGUUUGGGAACAGAAUCUUUCCUUUUGAUGGGGAUGAGCCUGAUGCGUCAAAUGAGUUGUGUUCAGAAUUUGAGUUGUUCGCUGUCGUCACUCACUCCGGUAAGUUAGAUGCUGGCCAUUAUGUUACUUAUCUGCGAUUAAGCAAUCGAUGGUUCAAGUGUGAUGAUGCUUGGGUUACUCAAGUUGACGAGAACAUUGUGAGGGCUGCACAGUGUUACAUGAUGUUCUAUGUACAGAAGAUGCUUUACUAUAAAGCGGGUUGAUAAACAGGUCGACUCAUGGUUGGCAUAAGAGAUGGUCCAAAUCAUUGGUAUGCCAUGGUUAAUAUCAAUUUUCAUUCCAAUGAUAUGCCAUGGCUUUUCCAUUUAUACAUGAGGAAACAAAAACAAAGGAAAAUAUAAUUUAUUCGCAUCACAACCAGCGAAUCUAUAAUUUCUUAAGGAGAUGAGAGUUAAUUUAUACUUUCAAGUUGGAGCAAGAAACAAGCCAGAAUUUUUGAGGCACUCCAACGUUCUGGAAACUUGAGGGUAUGGAUUCCUUAAAAGUUGUUUGCUUCUUUCCCUCCUAACUUCUGCUUUUCUUGCAGUUCUUCUCUUUAUAUUAGAUAGUUGCGGUCCCCCACUCCCUCUCCCCAGCGAUGCUUUGAAAGCCAGUGCUAUGGAGCUUUUAACAUCUUGCUUCAUACUUGAAUCACUAAUUCACAAAUUUG
This is a messenger RNA of Abrus precatorius (Indian licorice), 2389 nucleotides long. Its product is annotated as ubiquitin carboxyl-terminal hydrolase 22-like. Gene Ontology annotation, molecular function: zinc ion binding; cysteine-type deubiquitinase activity. Gene Ontology annotation, biological process: protein deubiquitination. The record is from RefSeq and is a predicted model, not a curated record. NCBI's taxonomy places the organism in Eukaryota, Viridiplantae, Streptophyta, Magnoliopsida, Fabales, Fabaceae. Bases 192 to 1943 code for a protein of 583 amino acids. The transcript has 3 exons.